This is a messenger RNA of Centropristis striata (black sea bass), 2708 nucleotides long. Its product is annotated as carbohydrate sulfotransferase 3-like. Gene Ontology annotation, molecular function: chondroitin 6-sulfotransferase activity; N-acetylglucosamine 6-O-sulfotransferase activity. NCBI's taxonomy places the organism in Eukaryota, Metazoa, Chordata, Actinopteri, Perciformes, Serranidae. The coding region runs from base 265 to 1692 and encodes 475 amino acids. Gene Ontology annotation, cellular component: Golgi membrane. Gene Ontology annotation, biological process: N-acetylglucosamine metabolic process; carbohydrate metabolic process. The record is from RefSeq and is a predicted model, not a curated record. The transcript is spliced from 3 exons.
UUCAGUUCACCGGGCAGCCUGAACCUGCAGCCUCCCCAAACAUGAGUCCAUCUGAUCCACAGGUUCUACUUAAUACUGAAACUUGUCGCGCUGCUCCUUCUUCUUCUUCUUCCUUUGGACUGGAUUGUCUUUGGUCACACGAGUGAAGUAGUCUUGGGAAGUAAUGGGAUUAAUUUCUAUCGGCAGUCGCUGUUUGAGGAAAGGCUGAUCUUAACACAUGAACCGACGCGGGACGCCUUCACACGCCGCAACUCAUCAUGAUGGAUGACACAUCGCCUACAACGGGGAAUACAAAUAACUGGAAGGCUCUUUAAGACGGCGACUCGAGACUUGCAAGAUUGGCAUAACCCAUUAAAGAAGCAGUCUGUAAAAGCAUAUCCAAGAAUGAGGAUCAAAUACACAAUAUCCAUCGUCUUUUUUGUGGCACUUGUUAUCAUUGAGAAGGAAAACAACAUUAUCUCAAGGGUGUCAGAUAAGCUUGCAUUAAAGCAGACCCCCCAGACCCCUCUACACUUCAGUGGUCUCUCCCACAUGCUGCUGAAGCACAAUGGCUCCUUUACCUCACUUAACAAGUUGGAAGCUGCCUUCACACUGAUGAAGAGGCGUCUGGAAAACUACAACCAGCGCCAGGAGUUGGUGACGAGGGGCAGGAAACAUAUCCUCCUGUUAGCCACCACCAGAACGGGAUCCUCGUUUGUGGGCGAGUUUUUCAACCAGCAGGGCGCCAACAUGUUUUACCUGUUUGAGCCGUUAUGGCACGUGGAGAAGAUGUUGACGCUGGACACCGGCGGCACCAACGCCACAGCGGCAGUCAAGGCGUACCGCGACAUACUCCAGCAGCUCUUCAAAUGUGACUUCUCCUUGUUGGAAACCUUCAUCGACCCCCUCCCUGUGCAACACGUCACCACCGCCCUCUUCCGCAGGGAGUCCAGCAACUCCCUGUGUGAGGAGUCGGUCUGCAGCCCCGUCCUUAAAGGGGUCUUUGAGCGUUAUCGCUGCCGGAGCAGACGCUGUGGGCCCCUGAACCUGACCAUGGCGUCCGAGUCCUGUCUCCAAAAGGAGCACAGAGUCAUCAAGUCAGUGAGGGUGCGGCAGCUGGAGAACCUCCGUCCUCUGGCUGAGGACCCGCGUCUUGACAUGAAGUUCAUUCAGCUGGUUCGGGAUCCUCGGGCUGUGCUCGCCUCACGCAUGGUGGCUUUUGCAGCCAAGUACAAGAACUGGAAGCAGUGGGCUAUGGGUGGGAACGGGCCCAUUGAUGAUGACGAAGUGAAAAAGCUGAAAGGGAACUGCGACAACAUCAGGAUGUCCGCUGAGAUCGGCCUCAGACAGCCUCCGUGGCUGCGUGGGCGUUACAUGCUGGUGCGUUACGAGGACAUUGCUCGGUUCCCCAUGAGGAAGGCGCUGGAGAUGUACAAGUUUACUGGGAUCCCGUUCACUCAACAAGUGAAAUCUUGGAUCCUGAGGAACACCCAGGUCUCCAAAGAGACCAGUGGUGUUUACUCCACACAGAAAAACUCCUCAGAACAAGUAGAGAAAUGGAGGUUCAGCUUACCAUUCAAAAUAGCUCAGGUUGUACAGAGAGUUUGUGGACCAACGCUGAAGCUUUUUGGGUAUAAAUUUGUAAGCAGUGAAAAAAUGUUAACAGAUAAGACUAUUAGUUUGAUUGAGGACAAAGCCUUCAACUUGAUAUAGACUCACAUGAACUCUGAUGCAGGAAAAAACAACUUUUUGGAAAACUCUGGAAUUACUGAUAUUUAUUAGGGUAUAUUUUCCUGAUACAGAGAGCUUUAUAUUUUCUGAUAGUGUGCUAUUUAAAGUUUUCUACUAUUUAAAAUAGUUUAAUGAAGAAAAUGUAUUGUUUGGUGGGACAUUCAUAUAAAGCUUUUAACCAUUGAAGAAAGGGUGAGACUUUACACAUAGGUAUAGCAUGGGGAAAAUAGGAAGCUAUCUUUGUUUUUGCACUCCGGACUAUUUUCUCUGUCCAAACUGUAUCUGUGGCUUGUCCCACAAGCCUGUCUAAAUUUAAUUCCUUAGCAAAUAUAGCAAAAUCCCUAGGAAGAUAACUGUUGGCCUAUGAAUAAGAAUGAACUGUUUUAAACUCUUCCAGGAACCUCCAUUAGUUAUUUUUGUUACUUCUGAGUUAGCAACAUACAGCAGGCUGCUUUUACGCCAAAGAAACUUGAAGCAAAAUGUUUAUGCAAGCCAAAAAAAAUUGCUUUAUAUAGCAAUGCUCAUGGCAGGAAGAGGAAAUACCAGUGUUUAUCAGGUAAUUUCUAUGCAUGAGAUUAAGAAGUAAUGUCCCAUGUUAAUUUAUUUAUUUCUUCUUUGCAAAAAGUCAUAAUGACUCCAGCUCUGAAUGUGCUCCACAGGUUCUUUUCCCCUCUGCAGGGAAACUUCUCUUGCACACGUAUACUGUAGUUCACUGUACAUGCAUGUUUGUAAUUGGCCAAAGGUUGUUUGAAGUUGUUCUCUGGAUUGUAAGGACCCAUUCUGUAAAAACAGAUGUUUACAGUGCUACUGUUUGCAAACAUUCCAACUGCAGCUGGUUUGCAGGAUUGUGCGAGGUUUGUCGGCAGGUCUGUCUGUUGACACAAGUCUCUCGGCUGGUGAUAAAAAGGGGCCCUGAUACUCUGGCCUGCCAGACUGUAUGCUGAUAUUCCAGUCUGUUCCUUUUGCAUUUUGUUUGUUGCAAUAAACCUUCUUUUACU